CUUUAACAAAACUGAGACCAAAACACACGACAAACAUCUCUCACAGCAUCACAAAAUGAAGACUUUAUCACCCCUUUCCUUCUUGGCGCUUUCUAUUGCAGCCUUUUGUGGAGUUAUUGCCACACCGUUAGAUCAUGCUGAUACUCCGUCCCUCAAACUUGUGACAAGGGAGGGGCUUGUUGAAAGAGAGGAUUGCUAUGGUCCCGAGCUCCCGGAGUCUACUCCUAUUGACGGCGUCCUCGGCGGCACAACCGAUUCAGGAAGUGCGCUAGAAAAGCGAGAUAAUUACAAUGGGGCUUGUAAUACCAACGGAGUUUGCACGGUGUACUGGAGAGACGGCAACUUCUGCAACUCUGGUAUUUGCUACUGUUCUCAGUAUUCACAGACAAUGGCGGUUGCUAUUGCACAUAAGCGCUUCGAUCCCUGA
Messenger RNA from Truncatella angustata, 427 nucleotides. RefSeq lists its product as uncharacterized. The coding region runs from base 56 to 427 and encodes 123 amino acids. NCBI's taxonomy places the organism in Eukaryota, Fungi, Ascomycota, Sordariomycetes, Amphisphaeriales, Sporocadaceae. The transcript has 3 exons. The record is from RefSeq and is a predicted model, not a curated record.